CACACUCCACCACACGCCUAGCUUCUCUUUCCAAAAGCAUGGCGUUCACUGCCCUCUCAUUGCUAUACCACCUCUCGAUCACUGUAUCGCUUGUCCUAGCUCGUGGCAUUAUCAUAGCCGGUGUUGUUGACAUAGCUCCACGUCCCACUCCUCUACCUCUUCCUCCGCAGCCACUUCUUGCACCCUCUCCGACUCCUCGUCCUCCAGGUCUUGGGGCCCCUACUCGCACUCCUCCUCUUCCUCUUCCUCUUCCUUCCCCUAGGCCACCACGCACUCCGCCUACAACGACUCCUCUUCCACGUCCAUGGUUGGGGGCACCUUCUCCUGCCCGUGUUCCUCGUCCUCCACGGCUCGGAGCACCCCCUCGUACUCCUGUUCUUCCGUCUCCUCGAGUAGGUGCUCCAUCUCCCGCACCUCCUCCUGUUCGUCCUCCACAGUUGGGAGCUCCCCUUCCUACCCCUGUUGCUCCUACUCCUCAGUUGGAGGAUCCCUCUAGAGGUCCUAUUCUUCCUCGACCGCCUCUCAAGGGUGUUCCACCUUCUACUCCUCCACUUGUGGCACCACGGUUAGGGGCACCCCUCCCAUCCCCUCCUGUUCCUUCAGCUCGGAAGGGCACUCCACCUCCUCCACCACAGUUUAGGGUACCUAUUCGAUCUCCUGUUAUUCCUCCUCCUCAGAAGGGCAUUCCACCUUCCGCUCCUCUAAUUCCCGCACCACGAUUAGGGGUACCUCUUCCAUCUCCUCCUGUUCAGCAGCCCCCUCGGACUCCUAUUCUACCACCCUCUCGAAAGGGUGCUCCACCAUCUAUCCCUCCACUUUCUCCACCAAAGUUAGGAGCACCACUUCCGUCUCCACUUUUUCCUCCGCCUCGACUAGGAGCUCCCCCUCGCACUCCUAUUCUUGCUCCUCCUCCUCAAGUUCGUGCCGUAUUUCCUAGUCCUCGUAGCCCUCCUCCGCGUUUGGGUGCACCUCUUCCAACUCCUCUUCUACCUCCUCAGUAUGCGGCCGCUCCUCCUCCUCCUCCGUCUCCAUCUCCACCUAUGGUGGUGCCUAGUGGGCCUAAGGUGCCAGCCUUGCUCGCGUUUGGAGAUUCAAUCGUGGACACAGGAAACAACAACUACCUGGUGACCGUUGUGAAGGCCAACUUCCCGCCGUACGGCAGGGAGUACCCUAACCACAAGGCUACUGGCAGGUUCUCCGACGGCAAGAUCACCGUGGACUUUCUAGCGUCUGCGCUUGGGUUGAAGGAGACGCUCCCGCCAUACCUGAACAAGAGCCUCACCCUGGAGGACCUCAAGACCGGCGUCAGCUUCGCGUCGGCGGGGAGCGGCUACAACAACGCCACGUGCCGGACGUCGUCGACCAUGACGAUCGAGCGGCAGCUGCAGUUGUUCUCCGAGUACAAGGCGAAGGUGGGGGGCAUCCACGAGAGGGCCCUCUUCGUGGUCUGCUCCGGCAGCAACGACAUUGUGGAGCACUUCACCCUCGCCGACGGUAUGACCUCGCCGGAGUACGCCGACAUGAUGGCCCGCAGGGCCAUCGGCUUGGUCGAGGCGCUGAUCGGCCAAGGCGCGCGGCAGAUCGCGCUGACCGGGGCGCCGCCGGUGGGGUGCGUGCCCUCGCAGCGGCGCAUCGCCGGCGGGGUUCGGAUGCAGUGCGCCACGGACCGCAACCAGCUGGCGCUCUUGUUCAACCGGAAGCUGAGCCUGGAGGUGGCCAAGCUGUCCGGGAAGUACCGCGGCGUCAACAUCUUCUACGUCGACCUCUACUCCGUCCUCGCCGACGUGGUCCAGCGCUACCAGGCUCUCGGGUUCAAGGACGGCAAGGACGCCUGCUGCGGCUACGUCGGCCUGGCGGUGGGCCCGCUCUGCAACAUCGGCAGCCGUACCUGCCCGGACCCCUCCAAGUACGUGUUCUGGGACAGCUACCACCCCACCGAGAGGGCGUACAAGCUCAUGAUGGACGACUUCCUCACAAGAUACAUGAGAUACAUACACUAGCUAGCUAGAGCUAGUCGAUCCGCCAUGUUAAUUUGCGCUUUAAUUAUAGCUUGUUGCUAGCCGCUCGCUUUAUAUUUUCUUAUCAUAUAUACUUAGGUUCUUUAAUUUAACGAAUAAGUAUGUAAUCGAAUCGAUAGGCAUACAGGCGCUCGCGCAUCAUAUGAAGUUCUGUAUGGGUUUUCCCCUUAAUGUACUGCUUAAUUUGCUCCCAAUAAAAUUGGAUGGUUAGGGACCGUUUGGCAUA
Molecule: messenger RNA, 2244 nt
Organism: Zea mays
Lineage: Eukaryota; Viridiplantae; Streptophyta; Magnoliopsida; Poales; Poaceae
Product: anther-specific proline-rich protein APG
Exons: 4
Coding region: 39-2000 (653 amino acids)
Biological process (GO): lipid metabolic process
Molecular function (GO): lipase activity
Source: RefSeq, a predicted model, not a curated record